Acaulospora colombiana is the source of this 709-nucleotide messenger RNA. The record is from the annotation of a GenBank genome assembly. Lineage: Eukaryota; Fungi; Glomeromycota; Glomeromycetes; Diversisporales; Acaulosporaceae.
AUGCGAAGCUUAAGUAUUUCUCCUCAUGAUAAAGAUCAAGUGUACAACUUAACAAAAGAUGAGGUUAGAUACACUCAGCGUUAUUACGAUUCCAGAGAUGCCACACAGGCAUUGGGUAAAUUCAGUGAGAGAGUAGACUUGGAGGAUUUGUUAAAUCGCCCAGAAAAGCUGCUUCAUUUUGGAAGUUUGUUCUCCGGAGCACGCGUGGUUAUGAAACUACAAAGUAGCAAAAAGUUUAAAGAUAAUUUAAUGCGUUCAAUGACGCCAAGCAAUCCCGAAAUUUUGAGAGUUGUGGAGAGCAUUAUAAGUAGGAUGGGAGGAGAUGAUAAGUAUGUGGGCAUCCAUGCACGGCUAGGGCCUGGUUUCUCGAAUGUAGGGAAUCAAACUAUACAAAGAUUCAUUGACCAAUUGAAAUACGAUUUCUCGAAAAAUAAUUCGGACAACAUUAUGAACUCAAAGAAUGUCAUAAAUUCUAAUCUUAAUCAAUCCUGUUAUCCUAAAUUUGACUCUAAAUCUCCUAUAGUAAUAUACCUAGCAACUGACGUUCAUCGUGAUAACGUGGUUCUUCGUCCGUUAUUGGAGAUGUUCCCGUGUGUUUACGUGCUGAACGAUUUUCAGAUUGAAUCAAUGAACAUAACGAACCCACUGGACGGUACGAAUAUGUUUAAAUACUUGGUUUCAUUCGUGGACGCGUUGGUGGCGGCACGAG